UGGUUUUUCUAAACAAAUAAACAUGUAAAAUGAUGUCAUUAGUGUCAUUAGUAUUUCUCUGAAUAAAUGAACAAAAUUAAACUUUAAAUUUAAGUAUUUACUGCAGGGUGACGCAAAUUUUUAGAUUGUAAUAAUUUAUGACUUGGGAUAAUAUAAAUUUAUCAGCAAUUGAAAAUUUCAAGUAAAGGUAUCAAAAUGUUUGGUAAUCCUGGGUAUGGUGGUGGAAGUUAUCCAGGAUUUGGUGCACCAACACAAACUCCAAUAGGUCCAGAAGUUCAGCAAUGGUUCCAAGCUGUCGAUAGAGACCAUUCUGGACAGAUAAACUGGGAAGAAUUACAGUCAGCCUUGGUUAAUGGCCAGGGUGAAAACUUUUCCUCGCAAGCUUGCAAACUAAUGAUAGGAAUGUUUGACGUCGAUAAAUCAGGGACCAUCGGAAUUAAUGAGUUCCAGUUACUGUAUAAUUAUAUAAAUCAGUGGUUAACAGUUUUUAAGAAUUAUGAUAGCAAUCGGUCCGGAAGUAUCGAAGAACAAGAGUUGAAUUUAGCAUUUCAGCAAAUGGGAUUCCGGUUUUCAUCAGAUUUCAUCAAGUUUCUAAUAAGCAGAAGUGAUUUGAAGAAUCAUCAACUGAUAUCUGUGGAUCAAUUUAUUGUUCUGUGUGUUCAAAUACAGAGGUUAACGGAAGCAUUUCGAGUGAGAGAUAAGGAAAUGAAAGGUGUGAUAAAUAUAGCUUUUGAAGAUUUCCUUACUGUAGCUAUAAAUUGUACCACAGGUUAAGAGUUUAGAUAAAUAAGUUAAAAAUGGCUUUUCUUACUUAUACUAUUUUUGUUCCAAUAUCUUUUAUGCCGAUGCCAAAUACGUUGUUUUGUUAAAUGCCACUUAUUUUAUAUACUUUCAUGUUUUCAUAUAUAUGUUGGUUUUUGAGCUAUACUUGCUAUUAUUAAGAAUUAUGGUGAUUUAGUAAGUUAGAAUAUAAAAAUAAAAUAUCUCACAAGUGCAA
Anoplophora glabripennis (Asian longhorned beetle) is the source of this 997-nucleotide messenger RNA. RefSeq names its product peflin. The transcript is spliced from 2 exons. NCBI's taxonomy places the organism in Eukaryota, Metazoa, Arthropoda, Insecta, Coleoptera, Cerambycidae. The coding region runs from base 196 to 774 and encodes 192 amino acids. Gene Ontology annotation, molecular function: calcium ion binding. The record is from RefSeq and is a predicted model, not a curated record. Gene Ontology annotation, biological process: COPII vesicle coat assembly.